Molecule: messenger RNA, 1398 nt
Organism: Vidua chalybeata
Lineage: Eukaryota; Metazoa; Chordata; Aves; Passeriformes; Viduidae
Gene: CIRBP
Product: cold inducible RNA binding protein
Exons: 7
Coding region: 131-646 (171 amino acids)
Biological process (GO): positive regulation of mRNA splicing, via spliceosome
Cellular component (GO): spliceosomal complex
Molecular function (GO): RNA binding
Source: RefSeq, a predicted model, not a curated record
CUGCAUAUUCAUAAGAUAGGCGGGAUUGGGCGCGGGCGUUUAUAAGGCGCCGCCCCGCCAGGCUCGCCGUACAUUUCGCUGAAGCUUUGAAGUGUUCUGUGGACCUCGCGCCGCCCGGGCAUCGAUCAGAAUGGCAUCAGAUGAGGGAAAGCUCUUUGUCGGCGGGCUCAGUUUCGACACCAAUGAGCAGUCAUUGGAGCAAGUCUUCUCUAAAUACGGACAGAUUUCUGAAGUCGUGGUGGUGAAAGACAGAGAGACUCAGAGAUCCAGAGGUUUUGGCUUUGUUACUUUUGAAAAUAUCGAUGAUGCAAAAGAUGCAAUGAUGGCUAUGAAUGGAAAGUCUGUAGAUGGGCGUCAGAUCCGAGUCGACCAGGCUGGGAAAUCCUCCGAGAACAGAUCCCGUGGCUACAGAGGGGGGUCCACGGGGGGCCGGGGCUUCUUCCGCGGGGGCCGAGGCCGGGGCCGUGGCUUCUCCAGAGGAGGUGGAGACAGAGGCUAUGGCGGCAGCAGAUUCGAUUCCAGAAGUGGAGGCUAUAACGGCUCCAGAGACUACUAUAAUAGCAGGAGUCAAGGUGGCUAUGGAGAGAGGAACUCGGGAGGCUCCUACAGAGACAGCUACGACAGUUACGCUACACACAACGAGUAAAAAUCCUUCCUGACUCAAGAUCGUCCUUCCAAUGGCUGUAUUUAUAAAGAUUUUUGGAGCUUCGCUGAAAUGGUUAUUGUGUAGUACAUCUACUUGUAUUUUCACUUUUGUAGUAUUAUCAGUUCUGAUCUUGUCAUGCACAGCCUGGCAGCUUCUGAAACUAGACUGUCUGAUUAGACGGUCUCGGAGAAAGCUCUGCUUUCAAGUGGUUUUAAUCUUUUUUGAAAGCACUUCAGAUUUUAUUUUACUCUCCAUGAAUGAGCCAAGGUGUUCGUUUUUGGUUGGUUUUUUUUUUUAUGUUGGGGCCCCAAUUCAGUUUCUUUUGAGCUAGCAAGGACCUUGUACCAAUGUUCACUGGAAGCUGAACAAGCUGUGGACUUUUUUUUCUUCUUUUUUUUUUUUUUUUCCAAGUGCAUUACCUUCGUCUUUUGUAACAUUCCUUUAGUGUAGCAAGGUAGGAAUGCAGCUUGGGUUCCGUUGGAAGGCAAACCACCUUGAUAUAUCUAAAGAGAAACGUGCUUGUAUGUUCAACCCGCAUAACGGUAUUUUUACUGUUGUAAUGAUGUAAAUGACCCAGAACUAGACUUGCAAACUUACCAUAAAGAGGUUCUUGAAAAUGUUUAUUUAUAUUGUCCUUUUUUACUGGAAGAAAUAUGCAUAUUCCAUUGCUGUUGUAUUUGAAGUGGUAAAGGAUUCCUGUAUACAGUUUUCUUUGGCUUUACGAAGCCUAUUAAAGGACCGUCUGAAAUGAA